AUGCGAGAUGACGCCCAUCAUCCCGAGACUCCCGAUACGGCUCCGAAUUUACCGGUAAUCCCAUCUGUGCCGUUCCUAGGGAACGAUUCGAUGCCCUUCAGCCAGCCGUACUACCCAUCGCCCAAUACGUCUACGAACGGUUGGUGGGAGCAUCCCGUGAAGCGCGCACGCGCCGCUGUGCAGGACAUGUCACUGGAUGACCUGGCCGCGCUGGUCACCGGCUCAGGGUACGGCAAUGGCCCGUGCGUGGGCAACAUCCAGCCGAUCCCCUCGAUCGACUUUCCUGGUAUGUGCCUGCAGGACGGCCCUACGGGCCUGCGCGGCGUAGACUUCGCCACAGCCUUCCCGCCAGCCAUCACCGUGGCUGGCACCUUUUCCACGGAGCUCAUGCGCCGCCGCGGCACCGCGCUCGGCCAGGAGUUCCGGGGCAAAGGCGCGAAUGUGUAUCUCGGUCCUAUGGUCAACCUGAUGCGCGCGCCAGCUGCUGGACGCAACUGGGAGGGCUUUGGCGCGGACCCGUACCUGAACGGCGAGGCCGCCUACCAAACGGUGCUGGGCGUGCAGAACGAGCGGGUGCAGGCCACGGUCAAGCACUACCUGGCCAACCAACAGGAGCACUUUCGCAAUACGGGCUCGUCGAACCUCGACGAGCGCACGGAACGUGAGCUCUACUUGCAUCCGUUCAUGCGGGCCAUCCAGGCCGGCGUCGUGUCGGUGAUGCCCGGCUACAACUUUGUGAACAACUCGUGGAUGUCGCAGAACUCGGCGCUCCUCAACGGCCGCCUCAAGACCGAGCUCCAGUUCCAGGGAUACACGGUCAGCGACUGGGGUGCGCAGCAUUCGGGCGUUGCAUCGGCCCUGGCAGGUCUGGACAUGACCAUGCCGGGCGGCACGUCGUGCUGCGACCUUAACACGACGAGUUUCUGGGGCCAGAACCUCACCCAGGCCGUUACGAACGGGAGCGUGCCACUCUCUCGCGUCCAAGACAUGGCUACGCGUGUGCUUGCCGGCUACUACUUUGUGCGGCAGGACGAGGGGUACCCCAAGCCCAACUUCAACUUUCUGGACAUCACGGAUCCCGCCACCAACGAGCAUGUGGAUGUGAUGGCCGACCACGACGUGGUCUCGCGCGAGAUUUCCACGGCCGCGAUUGCCCUGCUUAAGAAUACCAACGAGACACUGCCGCUGUCCAAGCCCAAGAAAAUCGCGCUGAUCGGCUCGGACGCCGGGCCUUUCCCGCUGGGCCUCAACUACUACCCUGACAACAUCGGGUGGCCCUCCGGCGCGCUGAGCAUGGGCUGGGGCUCCGGCUCCACGAUGAAUCCGUACCUGGUGACUGCGUACGAGGCGAUCCAGCAGCGCGCGCGCCAGGACCACACAGCCAUUAACUGGUCGUUUGACGACUUUGACUAUAAGAAUGCGCAGAAAGUCGCCAACUACUCGGACGUGGCCAUGGUGUUCGUCACGUCACUCUCGGGCGAGGGCUAUGGCACUGUGCCUGCCACGAAGCCAGAGGACACGGCUGCCAAUAUGGGCGAUCGGAACAACAUCACGCUCUGGAAUAGCGGCGAGCAGCUGAUUCAACAGGUCGCUGCGAUCAACAACAACACGAUCGUUGUCGUGCAUGCGGUCGGCCCCGUGCUGAUGGAAGAGUGGAUUGAGCAUCCCAACGUCACGGCCGUGCUGUGGGCGCACUUGCCCGGCUCCGAGAGCGGCUCGGCGGUUGCAAAUGUCGUGUAUGGCGACUACAACCCGUCUGGGCGUCUGCCAUACACGAUCGCCAAGGAGCGCAGUGACUACCCAGCCGAAGUGAUGUACAACUCGGAUAUGCCACAACCCCAGAUCAACUUUACCGAGGGCCUCCUCAUCGACUACCGCCACUUUGAUGCCAAUGCGAUCGAGCCGCGCUUCGAGUUCGGGUUCGGUCUGUCGUACACCCAAUUCCAGUACGCAGCACUCGAUGUCGAGUUUGUGGGUGACGAUGGCCACAACUGGAACCACAAGUGGGGCCACAGAAUUGCGCCGGACGGCCUCCCAGCGUGGCUCUUCGAGACGGCCGUGCGCGUGUCGUUCACCGUGCGCAACACGGGCGAUAGGGAUGGCCACGAAGUCCCCCAGGUGUAUCUGCGCUUCCCGCAAGACAGUGGCGAACCGCCCAAGGUGCUGCGUGCAUUUGAGCGCGUGUGGGUACCGCGCGGCGAGACGGUGCGUGUGAACCACACGCUGAACUACUACGACUUGUCGGUGUGGAGCAUUGCGCACCAGCAAUGGCGCCGUCCUUCGGGCUCGUACGAGAUCCUCGUAGGUGCCUCAUCGCGCGAUAUCCGCCUGCGGCAGCCACUACUGUAG
Malassezia sympodialis ATCC 42132 is the source of this 2349-nucleotide messenger RNA. RefSeq lists its product as uncharacterized. Bases 1 to 2349 code for a protein of 782 amino acids. Lineage: Eukaryota; Fungi; Basidiomycota; Malasseziomycetes; Malasseziales; Malasseziaceae. Gene Ontology annotation, molecular function: beta-glucosidase activity. The record is from RefSeq and is a predicted model, not a curated record. The transcript is spliced from 2 exons. Gene Ontology annotation, biological process: glucan catabolic process.